AUGAGCUUUGCAAGUAGCACGGUCUCAAAUUCUAAUAAUAGUUCACUAACAUCCUCAUCAUUAAUCAACGCUAACAAUAUUUUAUUCAGUUUUGAAAAAUCAACAUACAACAAAGAAUCUAAUAAUAAUAGUGAUAAUAAUAAUAAUAAUAAUAAUAAUAAUAGUGAUAAUAAUAACGAUAAUAAUCAAAAUAAAAAUAAAACAACACAAAUAAAAUCAAAAGCAAAAUCAGAAUCAUCACCACCACAACCAAAAAUUGUAAUAUGUAAAAUUUGUAAUAAAAAAGGUCAUAAGGAAAAAGAAUGCCCCACACCGGAUCUUAAUAAAAUCUGUUCAAAUUGUAAUAAAAUUGGACAUAUCUCUUCAAAUUGUAAGGUUAUUCAUGUUAAUUUUGCAAGAUCACCAAAACCACAACAAAAUCAAAAAGAAAGAAAACCAAGAAAUCAAAAACAACAACCACAACAACAACCACAACAACAACAACAACAACAACAACAACAAGAUCAACAACAAGAGCAACAACAAAAACAAAAACCACAAACAAAUUCAAGUAAUUCAACUACACCAUCUCCUACAUAUUCUUCACCACCACAACAAGCACCACAACCAAAACAACAAUUAAAAAAUGAACCAAUCAUUAAAAAAAGAUUAGAAUUAAAAAAAGUUGAAGUAGAAACUUUAAAACUUUCAAAAGAUUUACCAAAUAAACAAUAUUGUUUAUCAAAUGGUGAUGAUAUAUUAUUAUAUGAUUCAGAAAAAUUAGACUCAUUUAUUAAUAGUCUUGUAAAUUCAAAAAUAUCAUCAAUUUCAAUUCCAUUCAAUAAUAAUAAUAAUAAUAAUAAUAAUAAUAAUAAUAAUAAUAAUAAUAAUAAUAAUAAUAAUAAUAAUAAUAAUAAUAAUAAUAAUAAUAAUAGUGAUCAAUAUUUACCAAUAAUUGAAUCACUCCAUAAAAAAAAUAUAAAUAUUAUUUUUAAAAUUCAAAUAGUACCAGAUUCUUCAAUAUCUUGUAUUAAUAGUAAUGAAUUCCAACAACAAUUUAAAUCAAAAAUUUCAAAAAUUAUUAAUGAUUUAAAACCAGAUGGAUUAUUUUUUACAAAUUUAAAACUAUCUCAUAAAGACAAUAAGGAAGAAGAAGAAGAAGAAGAACAAGAAGAAUUAUGCCAGAACUGUAAAGAAAUGAUGAUUGAAAAUGAACUAAAUCCAAAUGAACCUAAAGAUAACUUAAUCUUUAAUGAUUAUUCAAUUGACCAAUUUAAAAGAUUUAUUUCUCAAUUCAUAAUUUCAAUAACUACAAACUCAACAUCAACUACAACAACAACUACAACAACUACAACUACUACUACAAACACUAAUAAAAAGAAAAAGAAAGCAAUUCCAAUUAGUGUAGCAUUUGAAAAUCAAUUUAACAAUUUUAUUCAAUUAAAUAAAGAAUCAUUAAUUACUUCAAAUUACCAAGAGAUUCAAUAUAAAGAUCAAAUUAAUUUCUCAUUAUUCUCGCAUUACUCAAAAACUUUAUCAAAUCAAUCAAUUGGUAUUAUUGAUCUUUUCAAUCAAAAUCAACAACAACAACAACCAAUUAUUAAACCAAUUGAUACAAUUUAUUAUGAAUCACUUUAUUCACUAUUAUUAAAUGGAAAAUACUCAUUGAACAACAACAACAACAACAACAAUAAUAAUAACAAUAAUAAUUGGGAUGAUAAAUUAUUAAAUUAUAUUGGUAAAAUUAAUACAUUAAUUGAUAAUCAAGAAAUUAAAAUUCAUAAAAAUUGUAAAUCAGUAGCUGAAAUUGCAAUUGUAAUUCCAAAUUAUCAAAAUCAAUUAAAUAAUAACAAUUGUGAAGAAUCAAUCAAACAAUCAAUUUAUGGUGCAAUUAGAUUAUUAGAAGAUAAUAAUUAUCAAUUUAAUGUAAUCACUCAAAUUGAAACAAUUGCUUUAAAUGAUUUAUCUCGUUACAAACUUUUAAUUUUACCAGAUCAUUGUAUUUUAACUUUUGAUCAAUCAAAUAGAUUACAAAAGUAUAUUAAUCAAUGUGGUGGUUCAGUAUUAAUGUCAAAUAGAUCUGGUUUAAUUGAAUCAAUUAAUAAUGACAACAACAACAAUAAUAAUAGUAAUAAUAAUAAUAAUAGUAACACCAGUUUCAAUAAAUUAGAAUUUAGUGAUUCUAUUUUAGAUAAAUCAAAACUACUUUCAACAAAAAAGAAUUUUAAUAUUACUUCAAAGUCGCUAGCAAUGAAUGAAUUAUUUAAUAAUAUUGAUAUUGACUAUUUAUCAAAUUGUUUAAUUGUUAAUAAUGGUUAUGAUGGUUGUACUCAAUUAAAACAAUUACAAGACGAAUCUUCAAUAGUAUUAAUGAAUAGUAUAAAUAGUAAUAGUAAUAAAUCUCCAGCAAUCUUAUUAAAUACAAACCAAAGAACAAUUUAUUGUGUCUUUCCAAUAUUCCAACAAUAUUAUCAAUUUGGUCCAUCAAAUAUGGAAUUUAUAUCAAAUAUUUUCACAACUUUAUUGGAUCAAAUUUUAUUAACUGAUAAUUUAAUUUCAAUAAAUCCAAUUUCUUCUGAUAUUAAAGUAUUUAUUUAUAAUCAACAACAACAAAAGUCAAAUUCAACAAAUAAAAAUGAUGAAAGUGAUAAAUACAUUAUUCAUUUUUUAAAUUUUAAAAAGCAACUUGAUAACUCUGGUGAAUUUUAUAAACAAGGUUGUAAACUUGGAGUGGUUAGUGUAAAUAUAAAAUUACCAAAUAGCUCUGUAUCCUCUGUAUAUUUAAAAACAAGUUCAACAAUCAUCCCAAUUACAAAUUUUAAAGUUUUAAAUAAUCAUUUUAUUUCUGAAAUUCCAUUAAAUCAUUCUUUCCAAACUUUAUUUAUUCAAUUUUCAAAUUAA
Molecule: messenger RNA, 2880 nt
Organism: Dictyostelium discoideum AX4
Lineage: Eukaryota; Evosea; Eumycetozoa; Dictyosteliales; Dictyosteliaceae
Exons: 1
Coding region: 1-2880 (959 amino acids)
Molecular function (GO): zinc ion binding; nucleic acid binding
Source: RefSeq, a predicted model, not a curated record